AUGCUCAAUCUCUAUACCGAGACCGCCUUCCAGGUGACCCCGGCGGCCGCAGACUCAGUAACACACCUCCGUGUUCCGAGAAAGAACGGCUUGUAUGACAAGACCAAAUCUGCUUCGACCCGUGCUGAGAAUGGCCGAGCCUCGCGAAACGAUCAAAGCUCCUAUUUCUCCCAAUUCCUGGCCUCGCAAAGCUCGAUAUAUUUUCGAGCGUCCAAAACAUACCCACGGACAUUCUACUGGAAAGUGGUGAACAAUGGAAAAGUGCUGCAAAUACAAUGCGCCGAUUUCGCAAGAAGCGAAGCCGAUCUCAACGAGGCCUACCUUACCAUCCAGUUCGAGUUCCAGGAUCAGAUCAUUCCUCGAGGAGUCACUUUUGCGGAUUUAGAGAAUCUCGACGAGAUUAGCAUCUUUGUUUGUACCGACAAAAACGAGAUCUUCAACCUACGAGUGCCCAUGAGAGCCUUUCACGACUCGCGAAUCCUACAAAGCGAGAACCUCAAUCAGUGGUGCCAGCCACUCGAAAGUUCCACCCUCGGCAUAGAUAAAGUCUACCGCAUUUAUGCGAAUACCUCGCUGGUAGUGAUCAUAUCUUUUGCCGGCGGACGAUUACAGAGGCUGAAGAGGAGGUCUUUACACGACAGCUGGGAACAGGAUAACUACGAUGACCGGUCAUGGGGCGCAUCGAUCCGAGGACUGGUCACUCGACGGGGCUAUCACACGAUCGAAUAUGGUUCAACACAACUGGAUCCGAGAACCGCCCAGACCAUGUCCGUGUCCGCGGAUGGGGAUCUCCUCUUCACUGUGUGCCUGAAUCAUACUUUGCGAAUCUGGAAUCUCAACAACGGGAAAAUUGUUGCUACGAAAGACCUGAUGGGCUUAACCCGGGACCCUAACGACAGAACCCACUUAAACCCAGCGGGAGAUGCCCUUUUGCAGAUAUUCAAAGAAGACGAAGUGCAGAAAUUUCCUACAAUUUUGACUUACAGUCCCGAAGAUGGAGGGCAGUUCAAAUUCUGGGAUGUCAAGGGGAGCCUCACAGACUCGCUUCUUGUUGAAGACAGAUAUCCGGAGACAAAACUCUGUGCUCCCGAUCCAGACCCAUCAGGAAACACUGUCUGGUCCAUGAUUGGCUUCAAGCUCGAUCCAGGCACCAAUUACAAGUCUGCUCAGCUCUGGGUGCUUUGGCGAAACCACAACUACCACCAGCUUUACAACUGUCAACUGGAACUGGGCAGUCUGGCAAACUCAUGGAAGACCAACUGGGUCAAAUGCCACGCGACAGUGUCAGCGAAGACUGUGCCUCCAGAAUUCGUCAAGGGCGAUCAGGAAGAUCCAGCUUCGAAGUGGUUGGCCUUCUUCUUCCAUCCUGGCCGCUACUCUGAGGAGGCCCUCGACACGGCUUUAUCCAUAUAUGAAGAUGCGACUUCGGUGAAAUUGACUGCUUCUCAGAAAGAAGCUCCCCUGAGACAACGCAUGUGUACGACUGUGGCAGCCAACAUCUCUCUGCGGAAGUAUAGUGAAUCCGACAUGGACUUUGACCGUUUUUGUAUCGACACUGAUACCCAAUGGCGCAAUUUCUACCGAAUAGCUGAAAAUGUUAAUGACGACCGCAAUGCUCCGCUGGCCCUGGCCUACGAUGCAUUCGGCGGGAUGGUGUGGAUUACCAUGGCAGACAAAUGUUGUGCGGUUCGAGAAUGCAGCAAGUUUGAACUCCUCCAGCAGAAUGAGCUUGACGACAUAAAAAAUCUCGAAGGCACGACUGCUCGAUUAUGGCCUCACCGAAAAGUCAGUACUGACGACGGAGAGCCCUUCCUCGACCUGGCUCUUCUGAUCUCGGCGGCGAGGACUUUCAGGGAAUCGUUUCCCUCAGACCUUGCUCGGGAUCUCGUGGUUGCAAUUGACGAAGAUAUAUCCAUUGGUGCCGAUUAUGUCACUCCGACACGGACACUGAAUAUCUAUGAUAGCACAGGAUUUGGUGACGCUAUAUCGAACGAUACUUUUGAAAGACUUCGGUCUGAUCUUUCUCCUGUAGGCGGCAUUUCUGGCCUGAACAACGAACUUUUCUUCGGAGUUUUGGAGCUCUUCGUGCCUAGGGGCAGGAGAGCGAAAAGCGCAUUGAGGAACACGCUAUUCGGAAAUCUUCUUUUGUCUGUUGGUGUGCUCAACCUCUUGUCCUCCCAAAAGGAACUGCUCAUGGAUCUUCUUGCUCUGGCGAUUUUUGUGGAGGGCGAGUUAAGCCAGGAGGAAGCGAAAUCGACAAUUUUCGACGCGUCUGAACUAUACGACCAAAUUGCACCCCUUCUCCGGCUGUGUAAUCGCAACCUGUGGCUAGCAUCACACUCACGACGGGUUCCCUUGGAGAUUCUUGGUGCCGAUGGACACCCGAAUGCCUCCCGCCAACGGUCCGAUACCAUUGCCGAAAACAAACGACGGGUCACCAUAAUGGAGGACACGUUAAGCAAAGCUGUCCGACCACAGCCUGCCGUCGAGAAACCUUUGAUGUAUCUGAUCACAGACCAGCUUUCGGAGAUUGACAACUGGGCCUCUGGAAAAGAUACGUUGGAUCCAGAAGAAGGUGCAGUCUACCUCCAAUGUGACCUACUUGUACAGGGCGAACUCGAGCUUGCCACCGAAUUCUUACAGUAUCAACCGUCAACGUCCUGGUCGAGCUAUGUGAAAGGCCGUCUGGCUAAUGCGAAAGGCGAGUAUGAUGUUGCAGCACAUUAUUUCCGGAAGGCGUCAUACGGUCUCGCGUGCGGAAAAGCGGUUGGAAACCUGGUUGCGCUUUCAGCAGGACUAUUGUCCAUGAUUGAAGCAGAGUGUUUCAACAACGGACUGCCCGUUUACCUGCAUCAUAUUACAUCUCUUUUCGAGUCUGCAAAAGCGUAUAAUGAAGCAGCUCAGUUUGCCCACUUGACGUUAGAAUCAUUGCACGCUGGGCAAAAAGAGCCAAUCCCCAAUUUUCGAGCCGAAGUGCUAUCCAGACUGGUCACUGCAGAACUCAAGCUAUCUAGAUUCGAUCGCGCCUACAGUGCCUUGGUCCAGCUCCCCGACCAGGCAUUGCAGCGAUCAUCAGUGACAAGCCUGAUCAACUCAAUCUUGAUUUCGAGUGGAUCUGUUUUCGGUCCCGACGGUGUGGUACAGACUCUUCAAUCUCUGCCUUGGGCAAUGUAUCCUCAACUUGCCCGACAUAUGGACUCACACCUCGUUUCCCUUGCAAAAUCUCAGUUGACGUCAUCGAACUUGAGCUCAGACAACGGCAAAGUCGACUAUCUUAGCAUUAUGCACGCCGUCCGCAUUUCUCAGAAUGACUAUCGUGGUGCGAUUACUGUCCUGUACGACCGACUCCGGUUAAUCCGCAAAUCCGCUCGGGCUCGGCAUGACCCAAAAGCCACGGCCUUGAGACACGUCUUGCUUGCUCUCAUCAAUCUCAUGGCCUGUAUGGCACCGGAUGAGGCGUAUAUUCUCGUCGAGACCGAGAAUAGUAAAGCGGCUCGAAACCCGAUCAAUGGUGAGGUUGCUAACCUGCAACACGACGUGGAGAUGAUGAAGAUGAACAAACGACGGCGCGUGAUCAUCACCCUGGAAGACUUGCGGAAAGAAUACCAAGCUAUUCUGGAUAGGUGCAGUCGGAUCGAGCGUGGAGAUUUCAACUUUGAAAUAGACGAUGAGAGCGAAAGAGAUGAAGAAGCUGAUGAGCUGAUGGCAGAUCAGAGUCAAUCGAGAUUGAAUCUAUCGAAAGUUUCUCUGAGAAAUGGGGUUGGAGCUGGCCAGGACGACAUGGAAUUUUGA
Fonsecaea erecta is the source of this 3792-nucleotide messenger RNA. RefSeq lists its product as hypothetical. Gene Ontology annotation, molecular function: protein binding; structural constituent of nuclear pore. Bases 1 to 3792 code for a protein of 1263 amino acids. Gene Ontology annotation, cellular component: nuclear pore. The record is from RefSeq and is a predicted model, not a curated record. The transcript has a single exon. NCBI's taxonomy places the organism in Eukaryota, Fungi, Ascomycota, Eurotiomycetes, Chaetothyriales, Herpotrichiellaceae.